UUCUCGACAGGAGAGUUCCACUAUCCAAUUUAACGCGCGCCGUGUGGCCUUCCUUUCUCUUUCGCCGGUCAUAAACGGUGUAGAUUCAUACAAGGUAAAAGUCGAUAUAUUUAUACACAUAUAUAUAUAUUUUAUUUUGUAUUGAACUCACUAUCAACAAUGUCUGAUACGUGGAGUGAUAUCCAAGCUGCCAAAACGAAGCAGAGCAGCAUGAGAGCCAAACUGUUAGAAAGGAAACGAAAAAGAGAAGGUAUGGUUGCUGAAAUGACAAAUGCCGAGUCGUCCAGUUCGGGCUCUUUGUCGGCCGCUGGCAUUGCUCAAAGUCAAACACCCCGUGUACCGUCGCCUACCCUUGCUCCGGAUAGCUCUGUUAAAACCGAAUACAUUAAAGUCGAUGCCGAAAUCAAAAAGAAGCUAUUGCUUGUGUUGUGUGAUAUAAACCUAGACAUACCUUGUAAUGCCACUCAGAUCGCGGAGCACACAUCUAAAAUGUUAGGAAGAGAAGUGAAGCUGAUCGUCAUUGAAGAUCUGUUACAGCAAUUGUCCAGUCAGCAGUUACUUAGCAUCGUUUCGAAAGAAUCUAAAGAUCAAAGCCACAUCACCGUAACCUCUCUCGAUCUGAGUAAACUCAGCGCUGUUACGAACACUUCGGAGAAUUCCUCAAACAAAAGAAAGAGAGAAAACGAUGAUCAAGACAGUUCGGAAAAUUCAACGAAACACCUCAAAUCAUCAUCAUCUUCAUUGAACCAGCCCGAUGACAGCAUCGAGAGUUUACUUUCCAUGCAAUCAGCGAAAGAAAGAGAACAUAAGAAAGUACAAGAAGAAAUCUUACAAUUACUUAGCAAACCUACAGCGAAAGAACAAUUUCUUGUUGAGAAGUUUAGUUCUCAGGGCGGUGCUCAGCUGCAAGAAUUUUGCCAAUAUGGAACGAAAGACGAAUGUAUGAAAACCAACCAGGUAUCCGAACCUUGUAAAAGACUUCAUUUCAGAAAAAUCAUUCAUAAACACACAGAUGAAUCGCUUGGUGAUUGCUCGUUUCUUAAUACAUGUUUUCAUAUGGAUACAUGCAAGUAUGUUCACUACGAGAUAGACUACCCCGAGAAGAAAAACCAACUGGCUUUAUUGAAGAAAGAACUGUCCUUAAGUAAAAAGACUGGUAUGAAGGAUGGCACCGUGACCAUGUUUCCGCCUCAGUGGGUCCAGUGUGAUUUGCGAUAUUUCGAUAUGUCCGUUCUGGGGAAAUGUGCCGUAGUUAUGGCUGAUCCACCCUGGGAUAUUCACAUGGAGUUACCUUAUGGAACCAUGAGUGACGAUGAGAUGAGAAAAUUGGAUGUACCUAAUCUUCAAGACGACGGUUUCCUGUUUUUGUGGGUGACGGGCAGAGCUAUGGAGUUGGGAAGAGAAUGUCUGGAGCUGUGGGGUUACAAAAGAGUUGACGAAUUGAUCUGGGUGAAAACGAACCAACUUCAGAGAAUCAUAAGAACUGGACGUACCGGCCAUUGGCUAAACCACGGCAAAGAACACUGCCUUGUUGGAGUUAAAGGUGAUCCAAAAGGCGUGAACAGGGGCCUCGACUGUGAUGUGAUCGUCGCAGAAGUUCGAGCCACAAGUCAUAAACCGGACGAAAUCUAUGGCAUUAUAGAACGACUUUCACCUGGAACUAGGAAAGUCGAACUGUUUGGACGACCGCACAAUGUACAACCAAACUGGAUUACCUUAGGGAACCAAGUGGAUGGAGUACGGCUUAAAGAUCCCGAUGUUGUGACAAGUUUUCAAAAACGCUACCCCAAUGGAAACUGUAUGGAACCUCCGAAAUAACGUCUAUUGUUUACUGAAAGGUGACAGGAGAAAGAAUGGGUGAGAGGGAUUGUGUGCAUCUGCGAGAGAGGGUGGAAUAGGAAGUUCAUUCAUUUCGUUUCAAAACUAUUCAUUGUCUAUCAUGCCAAUAUAUAAAAUUCUAUUUGAAGAAUCAACGUUUUGCUACUCAAAACUGCAAAACUGAUUAUCAAUGAAACUCAGGUAGCUCUUCAUACUCUUAUAUACAUAAGACGGCCCUCUUCGGAUUUCCGAAGAAUUCCAUUACUUCCGAAAUUCUAUAUAAAAUCCUUUAUUCUUUGUCUUUGCUAUUA
Octopus sinensis (East Asian common octopus) is the source of this 2129-nucleotide messenger RNA. Its product is annotated as N6-adenosine-methyltransferase catalytic subunit-like. Lineage: Eukaryota; Metazoa; Mollusca; Cephalopoda; Octopoda; Octopodidae. The transcript has a single exon. The record is from RefSeq and is a predicted model, not a curated record. Bases 160 to 1818 code for a protein of 552 amino acids. Gene Ontology annotation, molecular function: mRNA (2'-O-methyladenosine-N6-)-methyltransferase activity; mRNA m(6)A methyltransferase activity. Gene Ontology annotation, cellular component: RNA N6-methyladenosine methyltransferase complex; nucleus.